GGCAAAGAAGUAUGCUUGCUUGCAAAAUAUUGUAGAGAGAGUUAAAAUAUUUCUGUGAAGUUUUCUAUCAGUUUAAGCUACCAUGGCGUCAAGGCAAACGGUGAAAACAGAGAAAGCCGAAGCGGAGGCUAGGGCGGCGGCGGAAGACCUCAGUGAAGUUAACAAAGAAAGGAGGGAGUGCCGGAAAGUAGUGGAGUGUGAGCCUGCAGGGUACGAUCGCGAGUACCGGCGCCAAGUCGUCCGAGAAGAGGAGGAGAGAAAGCCCGGCGUUAUCGGCAGCAUUGUGAAGUCGGUUCAAGGUACUCUCGGCCACGCGAAGGACGCCGUCACCGGAAAAACCAACGAAGCUGCAGAAGCCACGAAGGAGACGGCGGGAGAUGUGGCUCAGAGAGCCAAGGAGACGAAAGACUCCGCGGCGGAGAAGGCUAAGCAAGCCAAGGACACGACGGUGGGGAAAGCGGCUGAGUACAGAGAUUACACUGCAGAGAAGGCUAAGGAGACGAAAGACGGCGCGGUGCAGAAGGCCGGAGAGUACAGAGAUUACGCCGCCGAUAAGGCGAAACAAGCGACGGAUUGGACGGCGGAGAAAGCGGGGGAAGCUAAAGACACGACGGUUGACAAAGCGAAAGAGGCGAAAGACAAAACGAUGGAGAAAGCCGGAGAGUAUAAGGAUUACACGGCGGAGAAAGCGAAAGAAGGGAAGGAAACGACGGUUGGAAAGCUCGGCGAGCUGAAGGACUCCGCCGCAGACGCCGCCAAGCGGGCGAUGGGUUUCUUCGUGGGAAAGAAAGAUAACGACGUCAACCGAAAGGCUGCUGAAACUGAGGAAGCCGUCAAACAGAAGGCGGAGGAGACCGGCCGUGUCGCCAAGCAGAAGGCGGAGGAGACGGCCGAAGCCGCCAAGAAGAACGCGGAGGCGAUUAGCCAAGCCGCCAAGGAGGAGGAGGAGGCUGCAAGGAGGAGAAUGGAAGAAAUGAAACUUAAGAACGAGUAUCUGAAGGAUGAAGGAAGACACUGGGACGAGGGGUACGAGGUUGGCAGAGAUGAUGGUUCAGAGAAGGGUGGGAAUGGCGGUGGAAUCAUGGGCGCACUUGGAGGGAUGAAGGAUAAAAUAAAGGGCACCCUGGCUCCAAAGCAAACCUACGAAGAAUCGAACUACGAGAGCGGAGAAGGAAGAGGAACAAGGAGGGUGGUGGUGGAUCUGAAGGUGUCUGAUCAGAUGAGCGGGCAGACUUUCAAGGAGACGCCGGCGGGGAAAACGGCGGAGACGCUGAAGGGGUCUGAUCAGAUGAGUGGGCAGACUUUCAAUGAUGUUGGGCCUCUCAAUGAAGAGGGGAUUCGAAUUGCAAAAAGGAGCUCUUAGAUCGUCUUUAAAAAAAGAUACUUUGGUUUUGUUCUUAGACUGCAAUGCAUUUGCAUGCAGCUUUUGUUAAUGUGUGUUUGUUGUAUCCUAUAGACUAGACUUGCAAUAUGGAAAUUAAAUGCUUUCAGUAAAUUCCUUUUGCUAUGGAA
This is a messenger RNA of Ipomoea nil (Japanese morning glory), 1512 nucleotides long. RefSeq names its product embryonic protein DC-8. The record is from RefSeq and is a predicted model, not a curated record. The transcript has 3 exons. Bases 83 to 1363 code for a protein of 426 amino acids. Lineage: Eukaryota; Viridiplantae; Streptophyta; Magnoliopsida; Solanales; Convolvulaceae.